UUUUCAUUUAACGAGUGUGUUUUGUUAAUUGUUGUUUCCAAUUCUUGAUUUCAAUUGAUCUUUCGACCUUUCAUCUUGGAAACUUCAAGAGUUUAUCUGAAUUCUGAAUAUGGAGGAGGCGUUUCUGGACUUGGUUCUGGUGCCGCUGGGUCUUUUAUUGUUCGGAAUAUACCACGCUUGGUUAUUCUUCACCAUUCGCCGGAAUCCCAGAAGAACUGUUAUUGGUCUUAACGCCGAGUCUCGUCAACAAUGGGUCUUCUCCAUGAUGGAUGACCCGUUGAAGAAUGGUGUUUUGACCGUGCAAACAAUACGCAACAACAUCAUGGCAUCGACACUUUUGGGAACAACAGCUAUCACUCUCAGUUCCCUGAUUGGUGUAUUUGUUAGCAGCUCAUCGAAAUCCGGUGACAAAGCAUCGCAGUUAGUAUAUGGCAAUAAGACCCUUACUCUCUCUUCAAUCAAGUACUUUUGCAUCUUGUUGUGCUUCCUAGUUGCCUUUCUUUGCAAUGUCCAGUCUAUUAGAUACUAUGCUCAUGUAAGUUUCUUGGCAACUGUACCUACAUGGAGAGGCAGAAAAGAUUCUAUUGAGUAUGUUGCAAGAAAUUUGAAUCGAGGAAGCCAUUUUUGGUCUCUCGGAUUGCGAGCAUUCUAUCUGUCAUUCCCUCUCUUCCUCUGGAUUUUUGGCCCUAUUCCUAUGUUUGUUUGCUCCAUCAUAAUGGCGUUUAUUCUUUACUUCUUGGACACAACCACAAGUUUUACACGGCUUCUUCAUAGUCACACGCUCAAAGAGGACGUAAGAACUGGUGACUUGGAAUCAGAAGAUUAAUUGUUGCAGUUGCUCUUGAAAAUUACAAGUUGGUAAUACUGCUAUGGUGGGAUUAAGUCAAAGCAUUGAAAAAAGCUGUUUUGAUGUAUGAUACUGCUUGUUAUUGAUGAUAUCUCUCUCUUCUGAGAUAUAUGUCUUAGCUAUUCCUUCUGUGUAUUUAUAUAUCUAUGCCAAUUGAAAGGAGAAAAGAGUCUGCUAGUUCAAACACUCUUGAAAUGUGGUGAUAAAAUUAGUUCACUCGCAAACACAUUUCUAAAAUUUCCCUUGACCUUUUUGGCUUUAUGUUUCCUUUUGGAUUUAUUUUUCUUUUUGGAUUUAACUGAAUCACAUUUUGGUAUC
Molecule: messenger RNA, 1165 nt
Organism: Morus notabilis
Lineage: Eukaryota; Viridiplantae; Streptophyta; Magnoliopsida; Rosales; Moraceae
Exons: 2
Coding region: 110-826 (238 amino acids)
Source: RefSeq, a predicted model, not a curated record